This is a messenger RNA of Ficedula albicollis (Collared flycatcher), 2706 nucleotides long. RefSeq names its product copine 1 (gene CPNE1). NCBI's taxonomy places the organism in Eukaryota, Metazoa, Chordata, Aves, Passeriformes, Muscicapidae. Gene Ontology annotation, biological process: positive regulation of tumor necrosis factor-mediated signaling pathway; regulation of canonical NF-kappaB signal transduction; cellular response to calcium ion. Gene Ontology annotation, cellular component: plasma membrane. Gene Ontology annotation, molecular function: calcium-dependent phospholipid binding. The coding region runs from base 80 to 1720 and encodes 546 amino acids. The transcript has 16 exons. The record is from RefSeq and is a predicted model, not a curated record.
GGGACCAUGGACAUUCGCCACUUCUUCUCUGGAUUGACCAUUCCCGAUGGGGGCGUGCAUAUUGUAGGGGGUGAACUGGAUGGCCGCCUGCGUGUCCCGGGUGGAGCUGUCCGUGUCCUGCCGGAGCCUCCUCGCCAGGGACCUGGGCUCGCGGUCGGACCCCCUGUGCGUCCUGCUGCAGGACGCGGGCGGGGGCCGCUGGGCUGAGCUAGAUCGCACAGAAAAGAUCAAGAACUGCCAAGACCCUGAAUUCUGCAAGAAACUGAUUGUGGACUACUACUUUGAGAAAGUGCAGAAGCUGAAAUUUGGCGUGUACGACAUUGAUAACGAGUCCUUUGAUUUAAAUGAUGAUGACUACCUGGGAGGGAUUGAGUGCACGCUGGGACAGGUUGUGUCCAGCUCAGUGUUCACCAAACCACUGGAAUUGAAGCAGGGAAAGCCAGCAGGAAAGGGCACCAUUACGGUAGAUAAGAUUUCAGCAGAGGAGAUUAAGGAUACCAGAGUUGUGCACUUGGAAAUUGAAGCCCAAAACUUGGACAAAAAGGAUCUAUUUGGUACAUCAGAUCCAUUUCUGGAGUUUUACAGGCAGAGCGAUGCUGGAACAUGGCAGCUCGUGUACAGAUCAGAGGUCAUCAAGAACAACUUAAAUCCAUGCUGGAGGAAGUUUAGUGUUCCCUUGCAAACUUUCUGUGGUGGAGAUUUUAAUAAACCUAUCAAGGUGCACUGUGCAGACCACGACCGGGACGGCUCGCACGACCUGAUCGGCGCUGCGGAGACCAGCCUGGCGCAGAUGCAGCCAGCUGCUGCUGGCUCUCUGGUGGAAUAUGAAUGCAUUCAUCCUGAGAAAAAACAAAAGAAAAAGAACUACAAAAAUUCUGGCAUUAUUAGGAUAAAAUCCUGCAAGAUUGAGACAGAAUAUUCAUUUCUGGACUAUGUGAUGGGAGGAUGCCAGAUUAACUUUACGGUGGGUGUAGACUUCACUGCCUCCAAUGGAGAUCCCAAGUCACCAGAUUCUCUUCACUACAUCAGCCCAGAUGGGAUAAAUGAGUACCUGAUUGCCAUCUGGAGUGUGGGAAGUGUAGUCCAGGAUUAUGACACGGACAAGCUGUUUCCUGCAUUUGGUUUUGGAGCUCAGGUUCCUCCUAGCUGGCAGGUAUCUCAUGAAUUUGCUCUGAACUUCAAUCCCAGCAACCCUUAUUGCCAAGGGAUUCAAGGAAUAGUGGAUGCCUACCGCCAGACUCUGCCUCAGAUCCGACUCUACGGGCCAACCAACUUCUCUCCCAUUAUAAACCACGUGGCGAGGUUCGCAGCACACUCGCUGCAACAAGGAGCUGCUGCACAAUACUUUAUUUUGCUGAUCAUCACAGAUGGAGAGAUCACUGAUCUAGACCAAACUAGGCAAGCGAUUGUCAAUGCCUCUAAGCUGCCCAUGUCCAUCAUCAUCGUUGGUGUUGGUGAAGCUGAUUUUCAAGCAAUGGAAUUCCUUGAUGGAGACAGCGGUGUUCUGAAGUCUGUGACAGGAGAGCCAGCUGCACGGGACAUCGUCCAGUUUGUGCCUUUCCGACAGUUCAAAAAUGCUCCCCAGGAAGCACUUUCCCAGAUGGUUCUGGCUGAAGUGCCCAAGCAGCUGGUGUCAUUCUAUAAAUGGCAGGGGUGGCCCCCCCUGAAACUGCCAGAAGUCAAGGCCCUGCAGAUCCAGGCUAGCCCUGGCUACCUGUAGCACUGGGGUGAAGGAGAGCUGCCUGCAGCCACACUCUCCCUUGCACACUGUGGGUGCUCAGGGCCCUGAGAUUGUACCAGUACACACUCUCUCUUACACCUGCUUGUGCUGAGUCUUUGAUCUUUCCUAUUUCUGGAAGAAAUGUAAAUACAGAAAAACCUCCGGGUGCUGGAAGUUUUUGUCACAGAAAGAUCGACCUUGUUGAUUUUCUGCCUUGCAAGAGUGACACAUUGUGACACAUCAUACCAGCAUAGUUGUUUGACACAGCCUAUCUGCUGCUGCCUCUCAUGGGGCGCCUCUGAACGGAGCUGCUCUAGUGCUGAGCCUGGUGAGAGAAGUGUUGCACCCGUGUUUGCUGUAAUUACACUUAUCAUGUGCUCCUUGAUAGGUGCCUUCUAUCAAGCUGCCUUUGAAAUGGGGACCCUUCUUUUCUGGAUGAGACAAAGACUUUUGGAUGCCUGAGGUAGUUCCUGUUGUGCCUUCAUAAAGUGCCAGUGUAUUUUUUUUUAUGUUUCAGUGACCAUAUCUUUCUGUGUUUUUUUAUCCGCAUUUUUCUAUUAGCAAAAUUUCUUUCUGUGAUGCACUGCUUGAAGCCAUUGUUAUAUUCAAGAAGACUGCACUUUGCUUUGUUAUGGAGGUUAAAUGAGGAUGAAUCAUUAAUUAAUGGGGUUGUGGUGAGAUUAAUGAGUCACAUAAAUGUGACUUCAAAAAUCCCAUGAUUGAAAACACUGAAAUGAAGAUGCUUUGCGUGAUUUUUUUAUAUCACACGAGUUACAAAAUUAAGAACUAACUUGUCUGUGGAACUCUAAGGAGGUGCUUCUUUAUCCUCAGUAGUGUGAAGUGUGCAUUACAUGAUCUGGGAACUGUAGAAUAGCCACAUGAUAGCAAAGCACAAAUGUUUUAAGGAAGAUGGUUCAUUUCCAAGUAGAAUGAAGAAACUUGGGUUUGCCAUUGCUCUACAAGCAUUAUCACUUUCAGUUACAUAA